Nymphalis io (European peacock) is the source of this 1086-nucleotide messenger RNA. RefSeq lists its product as uncharacterized. Lineage: Eukaryota; Metazoa; Arthropoda; Insecta; Lepidoptera; Nymphalidae. The transcript is spliced from 4 exons. The record is from RefSeq and is a predicted model, not a curated record. Bases 105 to 626 code for a protein of 173 amino acids.
ACACACAUUCACAUGAAUUAAAUAUUACAAUAUUAUAAAAGUCGAUAUGUAAUAAUAAAAUAACGAUUCAUUUGUGUAUUUUGAGCUAAAUAAUAUUUGAAAAUAUGUGUUUACCUUUAACAAGCUGUUGCUUUUGUGUAAAGUUAGAUGUGGGUGCGAAGAUUAUAUCCAUAAUUAAUUUAGUAUUAUCAGUUGUCAUUGCGAUGUUGUAUGGGACAGCAGCCAUGAUGCCCUCGUACGUCGCUGAGUCCAGAAAGAUUGUGUACGCCAUCGUAGCAACCGUAGCAAUGUUCAAACUCGUCAUAGGAAGUCUAUUAAUUUAUGGAGUUUUUGGGAAAAAACCCCGGUUAAUCAUGCCAUGGUUAAUAACGAGCUGGAUAUUCUGCAUGUCACUGCUUGCUUUAUCAGUCUUCGGGACGAUACUAAUAGUGCUGAACUACACGCGAGAUCAGGAGACAACGAGCGAAGUCAGCACCAUGUCUUCUGUGUACUGUCUGUAUGCUCUGAUACUCUACUACUUCGCAUCUGUAGUCAAUAGUCGGCGCGAGGAAAUGCUCUAUGACGAUCACACAGAAUCCUCCCAGGGCUUAAUGAGAAGAGAAUUCGGUAUAAACUCCAAAAUUUAAACAUAUCAGGUCAUAUGACAACCUCAAUCAUUGCGCAUUUAUUGGGAAGUAAACAAAGUGCUCGUUAAGGAACUUCAUAUGCUGAACUAAAUCAAACAUUACCGAAACAGUUAUCUUCUAUAUACAUAUAAAUAAAUCCAUAUAAAAAUCAACUUCCUUAACCGUAAAAUGAAUAGGCAUUACUCAAGUAAACUUCUAUAUAAUUUUCCUAAUGAAUUCAUACGAGAAAAUGGUGCUUGAAAGUAAAUUCAAGCACGGAACCAGGGUCUAAGUGUCACUCCUUAAUAAGCUUCGGAAUUAUACAGCAAUAAUGCUGUUUCAUCAGACGAACAGAAUUUACAGGAUUUCGCUUGAUUUAUAUAAUAUAUUUUGUAACUAAACGAAUCUCGUCAUUAAAUUUGACAUUUUUUUUUUAAUUGAUAACAAAAAAGAUGACAUAAAUUGAUCAGCAACUUUUAAA